CCUAGAAGUAGAUUAAAACUUUGUCAUAUAUCAGAAUCCAUUAUGAGAAUUUUAUUCUAGGGCUAUAAAACUGACUUGAAUUUUGAUCUGUUUGGAGUAAAUUGAACAGAGAGUGCUUUGUAUGCAAUUUUAAGUAAUAAUUAUGUUCAGGCAUACACUUUUGGGCAAAACAUGUAAAAUAUGGCAAAGUUAUGAAUGGGAUUCCUAAAGAUAGUGCGAGCUUGAGGAAAAUUUUGUUUAUAACCCAAAAAUGUAUGCCUAACAAAUGGAAAGAAAGUUUUAAACGACUGGAUGUUCAAAAUAAAUGCCCAUGUGUUUCUUGUGAUGAAUAUGUGAUGGCUGACCUUGUUGCAUCUCUGAGAGACUUUUCAAGCCAUGGACAUUUGGGUAAAGCAUUCAAAACGUUUUCUCUUAUACGUCUUCAUGCUUCCUCUAGAGAUAACUAUUUUGAUAUUUUACUUUCUAUUUCUUCUCUUGUAUUAUGUUGUAACAAGGUUAAAGCAUUAAGGCAGGGUAAACAACUUCACGGUUUUGUAAUCUCAUUGGGGUUAGAACAGCAUCCGAUUUUGGUUCCAAAGAUGGUUACUUUUUACUCGACGUUUAAUUUACUUAUAGAUGCUCAUGUUGUUGUUGACCAUUCAAGUAUUUUGCAUCCUUUACCUUGGAAUAUGCUUAUAGCUUUGUAUGUUAGAAAUGGUUUGUUUGUGGAAGCGUUGAGUGCUUAUAAACAAAUGGGAAGCAGGGGUGUUAGAGCUGAUAGAUUUACAUACCCAUCUGUUCUCAAGGCUUGUGGUGAAACAAUGGACUUAGGAUUCGGCAGGGAGGUCCACAGGUCUAUUAAUUCUUGUCAUGAACAGAGUUUGUUUGUGCAUAAUUCAUUGGUUUCCAUGUAUGGGAAAUUUGGUGAAUUGGGGGUUGCACGCCAGUUAUUUAAUGAAAUGCCAGAGAGGGAUGUUGUUUCUUGGAAUACCAUAAUCUCUUGUUAUGCUUCUAAAGGCAUGUGGGAGGAGGCUUUUGAGCUGUUUGAGAAAAUGCAAGAGGAGGGUGUUGAGCUGAAUAUUAUAACUUGGAAUACUAUAGCUGGAGGCUGUUUGCAGACACGCAAUUUCAAAGGAGCUCUUGAGUUGCUCUCCCAGAUGAGAACUCGUGGUGCUCAUUUGGACUCAGUUGCCAUGAUUAUUGGCUUAGGAGCUUGUUCCCACAUUGGUGGCAUUAAAUUGGGUAAAGAGAUUCAUGGUUCUGCUAUUCGUUGUGAUUGCAAUGAGUUUGAUAAUUUUAGAAAUGCAUUGAUUACCAUGUAUUCAAGGUGCAGUGACUUUAGGCAUGCCUAUACUGUAUUUCAGUUGAUAGAAGCAAAAAGUAUUAUUACUUGGAACUCCUUGCUUUCUGGUUACACUCACAUGGACAGAUCUGAGGAAGCUUCCUUCCUAUUUAGAGAGAUGUUGUUUUCUGGGAUUGAACCAAAUUAUGUGACGAUUGCAAGCAUUCUUCCUCUUUGUGCUAGAGUUGCUAAUCUACAACAUGGUAAGGAGUUUCAUUCCUACCUUAUGAGGCGUGAAAUCUUUAAGGACUAUCUGUUACUAUGGAAUUCUCUUGUGGACAUGUAUGCAAGAUCUGGAAAAGUCGUGGAAGCUAAAAGAGUAUUUGAUUUGAUGUGCACACGGGAUGAAGUGACUUAUACUUCCUUGAUUGCUGGAUAUGGGAUUCAAGGAGAGGGGCAAGUUGCACUAAAACUAUUUGAAGAGAUGAACAAGCUUCAAAUCAAACCGGACCAUGUUACCAUGGUUGCAGUUCUAUCAGCUUGUAGCCAUUCAGGUUUAGUAGUUGAAGGUCAAAGGUUGUUUGAAAAGAUGUUGACCAUUUAUGGUAUAUCACCUCGUCUAGAGCACUUUGCUUGUAUGGUUGAUCUCUUUGGGAGAGCUGGUUUGUUGAAUAAGGCAAAAGAGAUCAUCUCAAAAAUGCCUUACAAACCUACCCCUGCAAUGUGGGCUACUCUAUUAGGAGCUUGUCGUAUACAUGGAAAUACGAAUAUUGGAGAAUGGGCAGCUGAGAAAUUGUUAGAAACGAGAACGGAAAAUUCAGGUUAUUAUGUAUUGAUUGCUAAUAUGUAUGCUGCUGCUGGUAGUUGGAACAAGCUUGCAAAAGUGAGGACUUUCAUGAGGGACUUGGGUGUGAGGAAAGCUCCAGGCUGUGCUUGGGUUGAUGUGGGCUCUGGUUUUUCUUCCUUUUUGGUGGGGGAUACAUCAAACCUCAAGGCAAAAGAGAUUUAUCCUUUAUUAGAUGGUCUGACUGAGCUAAUGAAAGAUGUUGGAUAUUCUAGAGAAGAACUUACUUCUGAUGAUGAACUUAUUGAAGGAAUAGGAUGAAAGUGGAUAUUUCAAUUCCAAAAUUCUUGUUCUUUAGCAUUAUGAGUUGUAGGAUUCUCUGGAUCAACAAUUCAAUAACCUUGUUUAUACAUAGUUGAUGUCACAUAUUCUUGUGGAGCCAAAGUGAAUUAUUUGGCACGAAGAAUGCAUGUUGACAGAUACCUUAGCACUCAUCAGUGGUAUAUCUUGGCACUUAGUGGGUGUUCAUUGUUGUUUCAACUUUGGACAAAUGUUGUGUUGAUGGAUCCUUGGUGGAAACCAGCUGUGAAGUGACAGGCUCCGGAAAGAAUCAAUCAAAGAUGCCAGUAUAAGCCAAUCAGAUGAGCUUUUUACUUACUGCAGGAUCUCUGAAAACAUGAGCCACAUUUCUUUUUUCUAACAUUGUCAUAUUCAUUUGUAGUGAUCUGGGAUUUGUUGGUCGUAAAGUUGGUCCUUAUGGUUUCCUUACAUUCUCACCGACGUUUGACAUAAACGUAUACAUUUGUUUCAUUGGUGAACACUUAAAAAAUGGCUAUGAUAGCGCUUUUAGUAUA
Mangifera indica (mango) is the source of this 2899-nucleotide messenger RNA. RefSeq names its product pentatricopeptide repeat-containing protein At1g71490-like. The transcript has 2 exons. Gene Ontology annotation, molecular function: RNA binding; protein binding. NCBI's taxonomy places the organism in Eukaryota, Viridiplantae, Streptophyta, Magnoliopsida, Sapindales, Anacardiaceae. Bases 192 to 2366 code for a protein of 724 amino acids. The record is from RefSeq and is a predicted model, not a curated record. Gene Ontology annotation, biological process: RNA modification.